Molecule: messenger RNA, 2682 nt
Organism: Echinostoma caproni
Lineage: Eukaryota; Metazoa; Platyhelminthes; Trematoda; Plagiorchiida; Echinostomatidae
Source: the annotation of a GenBank genome assembly
AUGUCCGUGCUUGAAGAACACGCAUCUAUGACUUUAAAUGACUACCCAAGAUCUUCCAGUAUAGCUCAGCGCUUCUACCUAGAUAGUACGCAAUUGUCUUCCAAUCCUACUCUGAACAAUGCUGAUUCGACCAACGCGGAGAACUCAAAACAACCGGGUACUGAGGAUCCGUCUGGUCUUGUGGCGACCUCCACGGAACUGCCAUCCUACGAUCCGGAGGUGGAGAAAAAACUAAUGAGCCAUGGCGAUGUGGUACCCUAUUUCGGUCAACCUAUCUAUAAUGUUCCGGUCCCAUCAAUGAUCAACACUCUCAAUUCGAAUUAUCCCAAUGUAGUUACUCCGACGACGCAAGCCUUUUCAACUACGAACGCGAUCAACUAUUAUGAUUUGUUUGCAGCCCGUUCUCAAACUCAAACAAUGACCACCCCUGUCCAACCGAUACCCUACUAUCCCGGACAGGAUUAUUCCAAAUAUCCACUCGUGCCACCACCAUCUUCAACCAGUCUGGGAUGUAUACAGACCUAUCCAGUGGGGCAGCAUCCGGAUUAUUCGGAUCGCGGUCAGACUGCCUUUCAGACAUCAUCAACUAAUCGGCUCAUGGAAUCAUCCUAUUUUCCAACGUAUGCCGCGCCCGGUACAGAAGGAACACGUUUCAACAGCUGUACAACAAGUGGUGGUACUAUGGACGGACACAGUCGAUGUUCCGAUUCGUUGAACGGUCGACCAACACGUCAUCCUUAUCCAGCCUAUCAUCUCCCGACAACAGACGACCCACUGACACAAACCUGUGUUUCACCGCGUCCAGGCACAAAUGGUGUUGAAUUGUUGGUAAGCAAUUUAGACUACAAUAUUGGAGCAAAAGAAUGGCGUAAACUUCUCUUUACGCAACUCCAAUCGACCAUCAAGAAUGUACACUCAAUUGUGAUUCAGACACAGGCAGAUGGGAGCAAUUGUGCUAUCAUCAAAGUGGGGAGUAUUGAGGAUGCCCGGCUGGCAAUCUCACAUUUUCAUCGGAAAAAGAUAGGAUACAAACGAAUCCAGGUAAAUAUUGUCAGUCCUAAUGGUACUUUCGGCACGAAAGGAUUGAAAAAUGAGGUGGUUUCAUUGCUUCGCUCCGUGUCAAGUAAUGCGUUGCCGGUAUGCAAAUUUAUUGAUCUCUUCGAGAAACGUUUCCAUCGGAGUAUUAGUGUGUCCGAUCUCUACAAAAUGCGUGAUGUGAUCGAGAUUAAGGAACAGCCGGGCAGUCAAGGUGGACGUCUGGUUGCACUCAGUGUUCGCGCACAACGAUUUGAAGGCAUUGAGACAAACCCCACAGCAGACCCCGUGCUCUGUCGUCGUCAUUGUGUCGAAGGUAGUCAGGAAUAUUUGCAGGCUAUGGAUUGCGCUAUGCUUCCGAAUGUUCAAGUAUCCCUGAAUGUGUUUCGUCAACACGUACUGAAAUUGCUACAAGAUCAUGGCGGUUCAAUGCCUCUACUCAGUUUUCCUGCCUGCUACAAGGCUGAGUUUGGCGAGUUGACUGUGAUACCGUCCAGUCCUAACCAAACCCCAACUGGUGGAAAUGCGGACACAAGUGGAACGCUUAAGCAAUCGAGCAACCCAACCACUACAGAGUCCGUGCAGCCAACUGCGGCUGAUUCCAGUCAAUCCGCCUCUGCAACCUCCACUGUGGCCGGAACAUCAAGCGGUGCAUCCACUGGCUCAAAUCCCACGAUGGAAACGGAAACUAACCAUGAGCGAACAUCUGAGGUAACAAAUUCAGUACCUUCAGCUGGUGUGCCACUGGAACACUUGCUUACUUCCGUCCCAUCCGUUCGCAUUCUUGUUGAACAGAAUGGGGUACGAAAACUUUUGUUUGACCCAGGUUUCGACCAGAUGCAAUCCGCACAUCCAAUCAACGGAUUGUCUGGACCUUGCCAUCUUCCUCCGAAUGGGGAUUUGUUCUGUAAUAACAAAAGUCAUCUACCGGACCCGUUAAAUCCGAUUAGUCCGUCCAUCAGUCAACCGGGUGUGCAUGUUUCCGGUGUAUGUCCAAACGGUACAUCCACACCCGGAGUUCUACUGGAUCAGUUGCACCAGUUCAGUCGUGAGGUUGUGGAUCUAUUGAAACAUCAACCGGGCUGUCAGAUUCUGUUAAGCAAAUUCAUUCCCAGUUACCAUCAUCAUUUUGGUAAACAGUGUCGCGUGGCUGACUACGGCUAUUCGAAACUACACGAACUGAUCGAUGCAUUGCCCAGUGUGGUGCAUGUCAUGGGGUCCGGUCAUGUGCGUCUGCUCACUCUGUCACACCGGGUCCAGGUUAGACGAUUCACAAACGAACUGAUCAAAGUGCUCAAAUCGCAGUCCACCAAAUCGUGUCGUCUGACUGACUAUGCGGCCAUUUAUCGACGUAUCUAUCGCAAGGAUUUCCGUAUUACUGAUUACGGUGUCUGCUACCUAUCCGACAUGCUUAUGGAAGUCUCUGACAGUGCGGUUGAGAUCAGUCAAGUGAAUGGUGACACGGUGAUCUCGUUGCCGAAACGUGUCCAAACCAUGGAGGAACGGGAACGGACCGAGUUGUUCGCAAUCGAGGUGGCCGAUUUGUUGUGCCAGUCGCCCCGCCGGCAAUGCCGUGUUGCGGACUACGGAUUUACUAAAUUGAUCGAUCUCUUGGAAGCGGUCCCAAAUGUGGUUCAGGUGAGUUAG